UGGUUUCAGCUCAGAGCAGAAAAGCUGAAGCUGGCUGUGUGCUGGGAGGUUCCCUGGCUCAGGGGAUGCUGGCUCUGGGGGUGCAGGAGGACAAGAGCACCCCAAAGGUGGUGUUCUCCAGCAGGGCAAGCUCCUCUCUCCCACAUCAGUGACUUUAGGAAAGGCCCCUCCAUGGACCUCUCCAUCCUCAGACAAGGGUUUUCUUGGUGGAUUCAGCCAUCCUGAGGCUUUCCUGAAGAGCAGCAUCUGCUGGGAGGUGGCCAGGAGGGAAAACGACCUCGGGGACAGAGGAGGAAAAGCUGCUGCCAGUUCAACAGCUGGAGAGGCAUCAGGGCUCCAGUGCCCAGCCAGCGACGGCCACUUCUGGGCACUGCUGGAGAAUCUUUUAUCCAGCCUUUAGGCAGACGGGAAAGGGAUGACACCCUGGAGUGGCAUUUCCCUCUCCUGCACCCCCAGCUGUUUCCUGCUGCUUCACCAGACACAACCCCAAAGAGCUCGGAGGCUCCCAUCGGCUGCUUCCUGCGUUCCCUCCCGUGGCUGUCAGCCGCACAGGAAGAGAGAAAUAGGAGCGGGAGCAUCGCCCGGCCCCAUGCCACUCACCCGCCACACCAGCCAGCUCCCCGAGGCCAACUGGACCUUGAGCCUCAGGGAGAUGACAGAGCCCUGGAAAGGUGCCGUCGGCUGCUUCGGCGUGGCCGUCUUCUUCGCCAUGACCAUUGGCAUCAUCUCCUGGCAGGCAGUGGAGCAGUCGCCAGAGGAGUGGGUGCUGCGUGGCCGCGCCGGCGGGGUGCUGUGGGAGCGCCGGAGGGGUGCCCUGCUCCUGCGGGCGCUGCCGGAGGGCAGGACGGUGGCAGUGAUUGCCGUGGGUGGUGUGCCAGCUGCUGAGCCACCCCCGCCACGGGACCACUGCUGGCAUGACGGCGGCACCUUCUGCUACGCCUGGGAGGAGGACGCCGAGCUCCGGCUCUCCCUCGAGCCCCCACCAGCGCCUGGCACUGAGUGCUACGGCGUCCACUGGACCCCGCUGCGCCCUGACGUGGUGCUGAAGGAUUGCUUCUCCAUGGCCAACAUCUCCUGGUACGGUGGGGCAAGCAUCCAUGCCCAGCGCUGGCCACUCAACGGUGCCGAGAGCCUUGCGCAGCCCUUCGUUAGUGGUGACCUCAGCAAAAACCCCACUGGCUAUGGACCCGUGCUGGAGAGAUACUUCUUAGGCUCAACAGGUGUGACAGUGACAGUGCCACCUGAGGUGCCUCUCUUCCUCUCGAUGGAAAGUGACAGACACUUCUGCCUGGAGACACCAGCAGACAGAGCCUCAGUGCCCCUGCACUACCACCUCUGUGUCAGCCCAGACGUGGCCACUGCCCAGCGGCAUGUGGGCAGCCAGCUGGUGGGGCAGGAGCGGGCGCUGCCUGAUACAGCCCUCCUGAGGUCUCCCAUCUGGCGGUACCAGGGCCCCACGAGCUCGGCUGCCAGAGCCAAACGGGGCCUGCGGUCACUGGCCAGGAGGCUGAAGCGACAUCGCCUCCAGGAGGGGGUCCUGGCCCUGGGGGAGCACUGCACUGCUGUCCUCACUGCUGUGGAGGACUUGCCCUCGGAACAAGGGAAGAGGCAGGAGUCGGCACCUGCCUGGGACCCUGCCCUGGUGGAGCCUCUUCAGGUCUCCAUCACUCUGUCCCCCUACACCAGCAUCGCCUCUCCGCUCUUCCUGCGCUCGCUGCGGGACGGCACCGUGGAGAGCUCCUGGCUGAGCCUGCAGCUCCGCGGCGGAGGCUGCUCGGUCCCACUGCUGACCACGUGGAAGGGGCAGCUUUGUGCCAGCCUCAACGUCACCAGCGAGGCAGCCCUGAGCUGGUACCUGGCUCGGGCCCGGCGCCUGCGGCAGGCGCUGGGAGCCACAUACGUGGCCGUAGAGGGCGCAGAGGGCAAUGCCUUCCUGGAGCAAGAUGUCUCACCUCCCGCUGAGCUGGCAGGGAACCGCUACGUCACAGCGCUGGCAGCAGCACUGGCAACGCUGGGAAAUGCCACUGUCAUCAGCGCUGGUGCCAGGUCCAGCCACCUGCCACUCUUCGUCCAGAUGAGCCCUCUGCGCUCGGACUGGAGCCACGCUGGGCUGAAGGGAGUCAUUCCCUCCGUGCUGCACUACAGCCUCCUGGGCUACAACUUCUUCAUCCCCGAGGCAGUGGGAGGCAGCCUGGCCAGUGACACCCCAGGGGACCGGGAGCUGUACGUGCGGUGGCUGCAGAUCGUGACGUUUCUCCCCGUGAUGGCCUUCAGCACACCUCCCUGGCUCUGCUGUGACACCUGGGUCGUUAAUCUGACCCGGCAGUGCAUACAGAGGCACCGGGACUUCGUUGUGCCCCUCCUCCUAAAGUACAGCCAGGAAUGGCUGCGCCUGGGGCACCCCAUCUUCAGGCCAGCCUGGUGGCUCAGUCCUACAGACCCAACAGCUUUCACCAUCGAGGAUGAAUUUCUCAUUGGGGACGAGGUCCUGGUUGCUCCAAUAACAGAAAAAGGGCAAACAUGGAGAGAUAUUUACCUGCCUGGAGAAGGGCACCUGUGGAUGGACACCAACUCUGCCCGUGUGUUUGAUGGAGGCACCAUCCUGAGGAACUACUCUGCCAGUCUUGCAGAGGUGCCAGUUUUUGUUAAGACCUCCUAAAGUCACAGACUAUGGCAGAGUUAUUGGACAGUUGAUCUCUUUCAGAGCAGCACUGGCCAAAAGCUCUCUCUCUCUGGCCUGGGACAAUUCCAGUCCAUUUGCACUGUUUCAAGAACUUUUUUUUCCCCCUCCUUUUUAAUUUCAGCAGAAACUGUUUGGAUCUCUGAUUAUUGGCAGUUACUCUGAAAUGGUGGAAGUACACCUCUGGCACAAGCAUCCACCACCAGUAUCUUCCCUGCUCCCCUGUGCACAGUCCCCAGUAGAGGCUUUGGGAGGAUAAUGGCAAAACUGAGUGGAUUCCACAUCUACUGAAGCAAGUUUGUGAGGAAGGAAAAGAAACUUGACCAAGCAAAGAGUGUCUCUAACAGAGAAUGACUUGGACAAGCAAGAUACUGGCCCACCUUGGAAUGCAGACUCCAGAGCUCAACCCCAAACUCCUGUGUGGCCCCACUCAGGCUUUUCACUGGUGACUUUAAUUUCUGGCACUGCAAGAGUGAUCCAGGGGGAGCAGUUGUCUUCCAUCCAGCAGAAAUCAUGGACGUGGGCAAAAGAGAGAUCACAGAUGAAUACACACUCAGGCAGACGAUUUAGCUGCUCUCAUGUGGUCAUUGCAAAGGCUGGAGCUGAAGGGGAGGGAGAAGCUGACAGCUGGGAAGAGCAAGUCUUGGCCUGGAAAAGUACAGAACAAAUGAACUGAUGUCAGCUGAGAGAGCCAAGAGGUGAAGAGACAAGGUGAGGAUGUGGAGAACCCUCAGCUAGCCUGGUCCAUCAGGCCCCGCAGAGGAGAGACACAUCCAAAGGCAGAGACUGAAGUAGAGGAGCCUUUUGCUAAUGCUAACACCAACUUCUUUAUUUGGAGGGGAGGUCAGGUCCUGGAACACAGUGACACCCCUGCUGCUGUAGGACCUUCGUCUGCCUUCUGGCUGCUCCUGUCCCUUCUUGGCAGUGAGCUACUAAGCCCUGCGCCGGGUGUGGCUGUGGAACCUGCUCCACGCUCGGUCCCUGUUCCUGCGGGACCUGCGCCGUGCUCGGUUCCUUGCUGCGUGCCACCGCCUGGAGGAGCCCAAAAGUGCUCGCCGGCGACGCUGGCUGCGCCUUGAAGAUGCCAGGACAUCCUCUUCAGCCCUUGAAGCAGCAUGCAAAGCCCUUCUCUGUCGUCGCCUUCUUGAGGAGAUGCGGCCCCAGCCGCGCCGAGUCCUCCCUCUGUGGGCUUCAUCCUGCCACCUCGCCGCUCUCCUCCUGCCCCGCUGCUCCGCACGUCCUGCCUGGCCCUCACCGUGACUGCUGCUGCGGUUCUGGCCUGAGGGAUGCCGAUAGCUGCUCCUCGCUGCUCGGCGUUCAUCUCGCCCGCUGCUGCGGCGGGCCGCGGGGCCGUGGUGCCGCUCCUGGCACCGGGCGCCCUGCCGUGGGAACAGGUGGUGAAGCGGCUGGCGGCAGCGCGGGCAGAAGGAUCUGCUGCGGGACCAGUCCUCGAUGCAGCAAGGACAGAAGCAGUGGGUGCAGGAGCUCCCGCAGCCUUCUCUGCUGCUGGGCGCCCGGCAGAUGGGGCAGCUCGGGUCCUCAGAGGCAUCCAGCGGCUCAGCCUCGGGCACUGGGCUGGUGCUGGCAGCAGGGGCAGAGGUGCUCUGUUCUGCCGAGUCCUCAUCUGAUGGCAUCUGGUCCUGCAACAGCGGAGCUGCAGAACUCAGCCCUGCCCUGCAGCUGUGACCUGCAAGAAGCAGCAAAGGUGAUGAUUAGGCUUGGUACUGCAGAGGUGCCUGCUCUGCCCUGAGGCUGAGUGUGAGCUGCCACUGCUGCCAGAGACUGUUUCUGAAGCAGGCAAGUGGCACUAGGGACUCCUGCUCCUGUCUGUUGUUGCUCCCAGGGCAGGACAGUGACUGGCCUCUGCCAUGGGUCCAGCAGGCCCGGGAAGGUAAGAAAGCAGUUCCUGACCUCUCUGCAAAGACAGCUCAAGGGUGGGGCUGCAGCAGGGUGGGAGAAUCCCCAGGAUUCUACCAACGUCCCUGCCUGUCAGAUCCUCCCCGUGCCCUCAUCACAGACCCUAUGGGCAGGGGUCCUUUGUCCUCCAGCUGCAGACAGCUGCCCACAUGCACAAGGACCCCACAGCUGUCUCCAUGCACAAGAGUUUCCUCACACCUUCAACUAGCUAUUACUAUGCCACCAGAGUCACUCUAUCUGAUGAUAUCACAAUGGUCUCUUAUGAAGUCACAAUGAUUCUCUCAUCACAACUAACAGUUCUAAUUCCAUUUCUCCACUGGGUGAAGUCCUGACCUAUCUUCCCCAGCUCCAUUCAAACCCAUACACAACAGCCGGUGCAAAUCCCUCCACAAGGAGCCGCACUCCACGUUGAGUGUUCAGUGUUACUUCUGAAGCCUCCAGAGCUCCCCAGCAUCAGUCUUACCACCACCCUUUCACUUACUGCCCAGACUUUAGUCUGCAUCCCCACCAGGAGCUCACUCAGGCCUGCUACUCACCUUGGCUUAGGCUCCAUCACAACUUUAGUUUAACUGCACUGUGAACAGCAAUCCAACACCCACCUUGCUGGACUCACACAUCCAGGUUUUUUUGGUGAUCUCUCAUGAUUGUCCUCAGUGAGGGUUCCUCAUGCUGUGUACAGGAAGCCAACUCCCCUACACACACCCCAUGGAGUCAAGAUCUUUGUCUUCAUUUCUGUUCUGCAGAAAUGGGUGCCAGGCAUCUCAUAGCUCCCUGCACACCCAUCAGUGCAGCACACACUUAAUACCAGCCUGAGCUGGUCAUAUUUCCCCACCCAGCCUUCACCACUUGUGUGUACUCUGCUUAAUGACUCAAAUAGUUUAGGGAGGCUCCUCAAGAAAGACCUUUUCCCUCCCCCCUCCCCUUAGGGGUGUGCAUUUUAGCAUUCUAAUUCCCCAGGGUUACUUUGGGAUGUACUCUUGGCUCCUCUUUACUCCUGAAGUUACAGAUUUAGCAGCAGUGGUGGGAUUGUGAGCCCCACCUGAACAGUUAGACUUGGUGCUCUCAAAGAUCUCUUCCAACCUCAACAAUUCCAUGUCUUUGCUAUGUCCAAGCCAGCAACAGGACACAGCAGUUGCUGCUGCUUCUAUUCAAGGUUCUGAAAGUUCUGUGAUGCCUCAACCAUGUCCCAGCCCAAACCUCUCAAUGAACUUUGAUCUGUUGGCAUCAAGACCAGUUAUUAUUUGCUGCUGAUUAAGAUAUGUGGUAUGAACACUCUUAAGUCUUUAGCCACCAGAACACAACUGCUGCUAGAAUGUUGGAAUAAAGGCUGUGGUGGGGAGAAAUCCUUACCCUGUAUAUUGGA
Molecule: messenger RNA, 5960 nt
Organism: Pogoniulus pusillus (Red-fronted tinkerbird)
Lineage: Eukaryota; Metazoa; Chordata; Aves; Piciformes; Lybiidae
Product: SITS-binding protein-like
Exons: 14
Coding region: 416-2659 (747 amino acids)
Source: RefSeq, a predicted model, not a curated record